Molecule: messenger RNA, 1209 nt
Organism: Helianthus annuus (common sunflower)
Lineage: Eukaryota; Viridiplantae; Streptophyta; Magnoliopsida; Asterales; Asteraceae
Exons: 2
Coding region: 1-1209 (402 amino acids)
Source: RefSeq, a predicted model, not a curated record
AUGGAUCACAAAAUUCAUCCUGCUACAACCGUGAACAACAUCAAGAGCCUAAUCCCCGUUACACUCGAGAUGGAAACAGGACAGUUCUCCUCUUGGAGCGAACUGUUCAAAAUUCAAUGUCGAGCACACCUGGUUAUUGAUCAUUUAUCCCCCCGGCCGUCUGCCUCAUCUUCUUCCUCGGUAUCCACUGACAAAGACAAAGAAACAACCCCGAAACAACCCGCCGAUGACGAUUGGGAGCGUUUGGACGCUAUUGUGCUCCAGUGGAUAUAUGGCACAAUAUCGAACGAUCUGCUGCACACCAUUCUUAAACCCAAUACCACCGCUUACGAAGCUUGGACAACCCUUGAAAGCAUCUUUCAUGACAACAAAAGUUCCCGGGCAAUUCAACUUCGUCACAGUUUCUCCAACACCCGCCUUGAUGACUACCCCAACAUCUCGGCUUAUUGUCAGGCUCUUAAGGUUCUCGCAGAUCAGCUCUCGAACGUCGGUGCCCCGGUUGACGAUGUCAGCCUGGUUCUUCAACUAAUUUCCGGUCUCAAUGAGCAAUAUGAGGGUAUAGCGACCAUUCUUCAACAACAAGAUCCGCUUCCCUCCUUUUAUACUGCUCGGUCACAACUUGUUCUGGUUGAAAGUCGCAAGAAGGAACAAGCCCUCCAGGCCGCUAAGACAGCCGGAACAACUCUCAACGUCACCACCGCUAAAGUCGCCGGCGGCGACUACCGUCAGGAUCGCCAGGAUUUUUCCAGUGAUCGUCAGCGGGGUAGAGGUCGCUCGCGGGGAAGAGGCAGGGGCCGUGGGUCAUGGGGUAGAGGUCGCUCUUCGUCCUCUCAGAACUUCUCACAAAACUUUGCACCUCAAGGAAACUGGUUUCAAAACCCUAGUGUUGGCUACUGGUCGCCCAAUGCUCCUUCAUCUUGGGCCGGCCCACCACAAUGGACUCCAUGGACUGCUCCCCCUUGCCCCUACCCCACCACUCCUUCCAGGCCCAAUAACAACCACAAUGGAAACGGCCUGCUUGGCCCACGCCCGGAUCAGACAUAUCACGCGGCCUAUGCCCCCACCAACAUUGAACAGGCGCUCUAUACGAUGUCAUUAAACCAACCGGAUGUGAUGGGUAUCAUGGAUACCGGUGCCACCACCAACAUGACUAACGAGCAAGGAUUACAAGACCCGGACCCCCAUCCUCCGGUGCAACAGCAGCGGUGA